UGUAAUGUUGUCUUGGCCAGCGGUUGUUUUGUGGAAAAACAAGAUGGCGUCCACGUGGGAAUCGUCGAGACCGUCUUUAUCACAGACGACGUUGAAUUCGAUGAAAAAAAUGAACUUUUCAACAAUGACCCCGGUACAGGCUGCUGCUAUUCCACUGUUCAUGUCAAACAAAGAUGUUGCUGUUGAGGCGGUAACAGGAUCUGGCAAGACUUUGGCCUUUGUGAUUCCAAUCAUUGAGAUAAUCUUACGAAGAGAAGACAAGUUAAAAAAGCAUGAGAUUGGGGCACUCAUCAUAACCCCCACACGAGAGCUUGCUCAACAGAUAGAUGAAGUGGUUAGUACAUUGGUUGAAGACAUUCCAAAUAUCAGGCGACUUCUGCUCAUUGGCGGGGCUGAUCCAAAUGCUGAUCUGAAAGCCUUUAAAUAUGAAGGGGCAAACAUUAUUAUUGGGACACCAGGCCGAUUGGAAGAUUUUUUAGCAAGACAACAGGAUGGCAUCAACUUAGCAUCUCAUUUAAAAUCACUGGAAGUACUGGUACUUGAUGAAGCUGACAGACUUCUCGACAUGGGAUUUGAAGCAAGCAUCAACACCAUUCUUGGCUAUUUACCCAAGCAAAGAAGAACAGGCUUGUUCUCAGCAACUCAAACAGAUGAAGUCGAGGCACUCGUGAGAGCAGGUUUACGCAAUCCUGUUAGAGUUACCGUUAGAGAAAAACUCUCAAAAACGAAGAAUGUACAGAGAACUCCCUCGACUCUUCAAAACUUCUAUUUGAUAUGUCCAAGUCAUGAAAAAUUUUCACAGCUAGUUGCCUUUCUUAAAGCUCGGAAGGACAAAAAGAACAUGGUAUUUUUCAGUACAUGUGCCUGUGUCAAUUAUUUCUCAAAAGCUCUCACAAAAUUUCUUCCAAAUGUACAUAUCAUGGCCCUUCAUGGAAAAAUGAAAUCUAACCGUCACAAGAUCUUUGAUUCCUUCAGAAAGCUAGAAAGCGGAAUUUUGGUUUGCACAGAUGUGAUGGCAAGAGGUGUAGAUAUCCCAGAAGUCAAUUGGGUCAUACAGUAUGACCCUCCAAGUAGCGCAAAUGCUUUUGUACAUCGAUGUGGCCGGACUGCCCGAAUAGGGAACGAAGGAAAUGCUGUGGUAUUUCUGCUGCCCACUGAAGAUUCGUACGUAGACUUUAUAUCAAUAAACCAAAAGGUCCCCCUUCAGGCCCUUGAGCCGGAUAAAGACGCUCCCAAUAUCACUGCUAAACUAAAAAAGCUAGCGACCAAGGACAGGGACCUUUUUGAGAAGGGAACCAAGGCAUUCGUCUCCUUUGUCCAAGCCUACAAAAAACACGAAUGCAGCCUCAUCUUCCGAUUCAAAGAGUUGGAUCUUGGUCUCCUUGCCGAGGGAUUUGGCUUACUCAGAUUACCCAGCAUGCCCGAGUUGCGCGGUGUCACAAUUGACAGCUUCACGCCACAUGACAUCGACUACGACAAAAUUCGCUACCAGGAAAAAGCGCGCGAGAAACAACGCCAAAAGCGCAUACAAGCGCUCGUGGAGAGCGGAGGUGAAGGUGUGGCAAAGAAAAAGCGUAAAAAGGAGACAGUUGCCUGGUCUCGAAACAAAGAACGCCAGAUAAAGAGAGAAAAGCGGAGAGCAAGGAGAGAGUUCCAGCGGAAACAGAAACAUAAAUUUGAUCAGAACGAUUUGGACGAGCUGGCAUCAGAAGCGAGGUUGGUGAAGAAGUUAAAGCAAGGGAAGAUCUCUAGUGAACAGUUCAAUGAGGAGUUUGUAGGAGAUGACAGCUCAUGAGAAUAACUACAAUAAAAUAUAUAGGAAUAUGA
Molecule: messenger RNA, 1827 nt
Organism: Nematostella vectensis (starlet sea anemone)
Lineage: Eukaryota; Metazoa; Cnidaria; Anthozoa; Actiniaria; Edwardsiidae
Product: ATP-dependent RNA helicase DDX55
Exons: 19
Coding region: 5-1795 (596 amino acids)
Cellular component (GO): nucleolus
Molecular function (GO): ATP binding; nucleic acid binding; RNA helicase activity
Source: RefSeq, a predicted model, not a curated record